AUGGGCUACCAGCUAACCGAACCCCGCCGGUCCGCCGUGGGCAACUUUGUUCCGGCGGUACGUACCGGCAACCUGGUUUACACCGCAGGAACCGGCCCGGGACUACCAGGAGGCGGCUUCCUUCACGUGGGAAAGCUGGGGGCGGAGGUUACCAUUGAGCAGGGGUACGACUGCGCUCGGCUGACGAUGCUCAACCUGCUGUCCAAUCUCAAGGGCGAGAUCGGGGACCUGGACAAGGUGAAGCGGGUGGUGAAGUUGCUGUGCAUGGUCAACGCCGCCCCGGACUUCACGGACACGCCCCUGGUGGCCAACGGAGCCUCGGACCUGCUGGUCAGUCUUUACGGAGAACGCGGGCACCACGCCCGCUCGGCCGUGGGCAUGAGCACCCUUCCGGGCAGCAUGCCCAUAGAGAUAGAAAUGAUCGUCGAGGUGGAGGGCUAG
This is a messenger RNA of Geodia barretti, 441 nucleotides long. NCBI's taxonomy places the organism in Eukaryota, Metazoa, Porifera, Demospongiae, Tetractinellida, Geodiidae. The record is from the annotation of a GenBank genome assembly.